Messenger RNA from Grammomys surdaster, 2666 nucleotides. It is a transcript of the gene Mboat7, whose product is annotated as membrane bound O-acyltransferase domain containing 7. Gene Ontology annotation, biological process: lipid modification; phosphatidylinositol biosynthetic process. The record is from RefSeq and is a predicted model, not a curated record. Bases 610 to 2031 code for a protein of 473 amino acids. Gene Ontology annotation, molecular function: lysophospholipid acyltransferase activity. NCBI's taxonomy places the organism in Eukaryota, Metazoa, Chordata, Mammalia, Rodentia, Muridae. The transcript has 8 exons. Gene Ontology annotation, cellular component: mitochondria-associated endoplasmic reticulum membrane contact site; membrane.
CGCCUACUUCGUGCAGCGUUCUUGAGCCCGCCGAACACUAAAAAACGACUUUUGGACCCGAUCAUCUCCGAAACAAGCCGAAACGUGUGGCCCCGCCUACAUCCGGCUGAGUUUGUGAAUGCAUCUAAUUCCGAACCGUGACUUGAGAACUCGGCUAUCUCCGAAGUAAGCCGAAGCUUGUGGCCCCACCUCCAAGCCGUGAGCUUGAAUGACCGAGUGUGCCCGAAGGAAUCCGAAGCUGAAAGUCUGUGUCUUUCCGAACGCCGAGCUCCAGGUCCCUCCUCCUUCUCAAGUCUCAACCCGACUCGAAGCUCUUGGCCCCGCCUUUCUGACCGAAACCCCGCCCCUUCACGUACAGGCAGCUCUUUGCCCGGGGGCCUCCUAGAACGGUCGCGACUGGCUUCUUGCCGCGGACCGGUGCUCUGGGUUCCUUUCUUGCGGUGCUGUAUCUCGUACAGCGGAGGCUCUCGGGGCCUGGACUGCGCAGCCCUGCCGGCGCCCUCCAGAACGGGUGGUGCGGGGGCGUGCUGAGCUGGGGAGGCGUGGCCCGAGCCGAGGCAUUCUCGAAAAGGGGCUCCGCAGUCUCCUGGUCCACGGACGGUUCAGACCAUGACACCCGAAGAAUGGACAUAUCUAAUGGUCCUUCUUAUCUCCAUCCCUGUUGGCUUCCUCUUUAAGAAAGCUGGACCUGGGCUGAAGAGAUGGGGGGCAGCAGCUGUGGGCCUGGGGCUCACCUUAUUCACCUGCGGCCCCCACAGUUUGCAUUCUCUGAUCACCAUCUUGGGAACCUGGGCCCUCAUUCAGGCCCAGCCUUGCUCCUGCCAUGCCCUGGCUCUUGCCUGGACCUUCUCCUAUCUCCUCUUCUUCCGAGCUCUCAGCCUGCUGGGCCUGCCCACUCCCACGCCCUUCACCAAUGCUGUCCAGCUGCUGUUGACACUGAAGUUGGUGAGUCUGGCCAGUGAAGUCCAGGAUCUGCAUCUGGCCCAGAGAAAGGAAAUAGCUUCUGGCUUCAGCAAGGAGCCUACCCUGGGCCUCCUGCCUGAUGUCCCUUCUUUGAUGGAGACCCUCAGCUAUAGCUACUGUUACGUGGGAAUCAUGACAGGCCCAUUCUUCCGCUACCGCACCUACCUGGAUUGGCUGGAACAGCCCUUCCCGGAAGCCGUGCCCAGCCUGAGGCCCCUGCUGCGCCGUGCCUGGCCAGCCCCGCUCUUUGGCCUGCUCUUCCUGCUGUCCUCCCAUCUCUUCCCACUGGAAGCUGUGCGUGAGGACGCCUUCUACGCCCGCCCGCUGCCCACCCGCCUCUUCUACAUGAUCCCGGUCUUCUUCGCCUUCCGCAUGCGCUUCUACGUGGCCUGGAUUGCGGCCGAGUGCGGUUGCAUUGCCGCGGGCUUCGGGGCCUACCCUGUGGCUGCCAAAGCCCGGGCCGGGGGCGGCCCCACCCUCCAAUGCCCACCCCCUAGCAGUCCGGAGAUUGCAGCUUCCCUGGAGUAUGACUAUGAGACCAUCCGUAACAUCGACUGCUAUGGCACAGACUUCUGCGUGCGUGUGCGGGAUGGCAUGCGGUACUGGAACAUGACCGUGCAGUGGUGGCUGGCACAGUACAUCUACAAGAGCGCACCUUUCCGCUCCUACGUUUUGAGGAGUGCCUGGACCAUGCUGCUGAGUGCCUACUGGCAUGGCCUCCACCCUGGCUACUACCUAAGCUUCAUGACCAUCCCGCUGUGCCUGGCUGCUGAGGGCUAUUUGGAGUCAGCCUUGCGGAGACAUCUGAGCCCCGGGGGCCAGAAAGCCUGGGACUGGGUCCACUGGUUUCUGAAGAUGCGUGCUUACGACUACAUGUGCAUGGGCUUUGUGCUUCUUUCCAUGGGUGACACACUCCGGUACUGGGCCUCCAUCUACUUCUGGGUCCACUUUCUAGCCCUGGCCUGCCUGGGGCUGGGGCUGGUUUUGGGUGGGGGCAGCCCCAGCAAGAGGAAGACACCAUCCCAGGCCACCACCAGCCAAGCCAAGGAAAAGCUCCGGGAAGAGUGAGCUGUGCUGUAUUGGCCUGCCAUCCAGUUCAAGCUUUUCUUGGAAAUUCUGUGAACCAGGCUAUUUUUUCCUUUAGCCAGCAAGAAUCCCUUGUUUGGCUAAGAGCCUGGAGAGGAUUCCCCCUUCCCCGCUAAUUCCUCUGCUUCCUAUUUAAAGCUAGGAAUACCCUUCUCCUGGGUUCUCCCUGCAUCUUGACAUUUUCAAACCUCCCUCUGCUAACAUCAGGGUGUUACUGUCUACUCUUGGCCCUAUUAUCUCUGCAACAAUCUUCAGAUGUUCAAAAAGCCACACUUCCCAAAAUGCCAUUGCAGGGACCAAUGGUCAUCUGGCAUCUUAGACAGACUCCCAGUGGGUCCCUAGUAUUGGGGCAGGAACUUCUGGGAGAGGGGAGGGAUACCCUUCUUCUUUUCCUCUUUGUUUUUAUCAUCAAACAAGUGUUUCAAAGACUGUGGUCUUACACAUCCUGAAGGAGAAACUGAAAUGUGCAAGUGAAAAGCCCCAGGGGAACAUGCUCUUAUAAUAGCUUCUGUCUGAGCCAUUUCUGGGCUCCCCAUACAACCUACCACCCAGUGUCAUCCUUGGCCUGUGACAGGCCAGAGUGUAUAAAUCUUUCCCAAUAAAGUGUUACACAUGCA